Molecule: messenger RNA, 1519 nt
Organism: Eucalyptus grandis
Lineage: Eukaryota; Viridiplantae; Streptophyta; Magnoliopsida; Myrtales; Myrtaceae
Exons: 2
Coding region: 36-1352 (438 amino acids)
Source: RefSeq, a predicted model, not a curated record
CCCAACAAGCUUAACCGCUUGAGAUACGGUCGAAAAUGGCUAAACUAACGGCGCGGCUAGGCAUGUUCCUAGUCCUCCUCCUCUUCGUCGUCGCAGCGGAGGCGGUUCCGGCCAAGAAAGUGAGGUGCACGGAUCCUGCGUACCCGGAUUGCAUUUCCGACGGCCUCUUCGCCUGUCCCUCCGGGUGUCCUCAGACUUGUACCAUGAGUUGUGACAGGUGCGCCCCGGUUUGUCCGAGGUCCCCGCCCCCACCAGCAUCGCCACCGCCGCCGCCGCGCAAGCAGAAAUCACCACCCCCGCCCAAGAAGCGGUCGCCGCCGCCACCGCCGCGCAAGCAGAAAUCACCACCCCCACCCAAGAAGAAGUCGCCUCCACCCCUUCCCCCAUUACUCCUACCCACCGCCGCCCCUCCAGCGCCCAUGGUGGUCCCCCCGCCUCCGUCCGGAGAUGUUUCGGGACAAAAGAGAGCGAGGUGCAAGAACAAGAACUACCCCCUGUGCUAUGGCGUUGAAUUGUCUUGUCCUGCCGGUUGCCCCACUCAGUGCGAAGUGGAUUGCACCACCUGCAGCCCUGUUUGCAGUUGCGACCGGCCAGGUGCGGUCUGUCAAGACCCGAGAUUCAUCGGUGGCGACGGCGUAACCUUCUACUUCCAUGGCAAGAAGGACCGGGACUUCUGCCUGGUUUCCGACUCCAACAUUCACAUUAAUGCUCACUUCAUCGGACGACGGAACCAGGACAUGAAGAGAGACUUCACAUGGGUCCAAUCUCUAGGAAUCCUCUUCGGCAAGCACCAGCUCUUCAUCGGCGCCAAGAAGACGUCGACCUGGGAUGACUCCGUGGACCGCCUAUCCAUUGCCCUCGAUGGACAGAGCGUCUACCUCCCCGAAGCCGAGGGUGAGAAGUGGCAAUCCGCAUCAUCAGACAUAUCCAUCACGAGGUGGCGGGACACCAAUGCCGUCGAAAUAGAAGUGGAAGGGAACUUCAAGAUCAAGGCAGUCGUUGUGCCGCUCACCGACAGAGACUCCUUGAUACAUAACUAUGGCAUUACGCAAGAGAAUUGCUAUGCGCAUCUGGACCUGAGCUUCAAGUUCUACUGGCUCAGUGACGAAGUCACUGGCGUUUUGGGCCAGACGUAUGCAAAGAACUACGUGAGCAGGGCCAAGAUGGGAGUUGCCAUGCCCGUCCUGGGCGGCGAGCGGGAAUUCACCUCCUCGGGUCUCUUUGCAACCGACUGUGCCGCCGCCCGGUUCAUCGGCGAGCUGAGCCUAAGCAACUCAACUGGGAAUUUCCAGUACGGUGACCUUAACUGCUCCGGCGGAGAAGAUGGCCCUGGUGUCGUUUGCAAAAGGUAGAGAUUCUCGCAUCUCAGCACGGGGACAUCAUUAAAGCUCAAGUACUUUCUACAUUUGAUAUUUGAUGUAUACAAGCAAUAAAGGUCAGAGCCGAAGCAAUGAUACUCGCGUCUGACCAGUUUCAAAAGGUCUUCUUGUAUUUUACUCUUUUCGUGAAUAACAAUAUU